AUGUCAGCACCACAACCCACCACUUUUAGCCCAGCAUCCCCAACCAACUUCCACGCCCCCGCCGUCGGGCUGUCCUCUCCGGCGCCCGACACGGAGCCGCCCGGGAGUGCAGGCGGCGGAUCCACCGUCAUCGGCAGCAGCAGCAUCGAUCACCAAACACCCAUCGGGCUCGGCCUACAAAACACCGGCCUCCCCAAAACCGACAUAGAGCUAGCGAUAUGGGGCUCGCCAGCAGGCCUGCACAUGCGGCGGCCCAACGACGAGAACCUGGCCAUCUUCCAGCGGGCGGUAGGGAUCAACAGCAACAGCAACAGCAACAGGGACAGCAGCAGCGGCAGCAACAGCAACAACAGAAACAGAAACAGUAACAACAGACCAGCACCGCCAACAACAGACGCAGCGUCGCUAGAAGCCGGGCAGCAGCACAUUGAAACCCCAGCAAUACCGGCAGCACCGGCAGCACCAGCAGCAGCACUAGAGAAGGGGUGCCGGCCGGGCAGCAUCUACGCGGCGGCGCGGGCCGAGAUAGUGAUUGGCGCGUCGCUGACGGCGUUGGGCCCGAGUGCAGGGAGUUACGUGCUUGCUAUCACGUUGCUCGGCGCUCUCAACACUGUUGUUGCGGGUUUACUGGCCUUGAUCAAGGGCCAGGGCCUACCGGACCGCUUGUAUCAUGAUCGUGCCGAGUUCAAGCGGGUUCAGGAUUGGAUCGAACAAACCGAGGCGCUACUGGCCGUCGGCGUCAUUGGCCGAGACCGGAAAGAGGUCGGCCUGCUGGUGCAGACGGCAUUUAAGAAGUACAAUGCAGCUAAGCAUUGUGAGGAGAGCAAUCUCCCCGAGAACUAUGUCCGUUUAUCAGAGCCCGCCCAAGCGGGGAGACCGGUCUCUCAGGGGUCACAGGGUCCCCCGGGUCAUCCAUUCCCGGAAUUCCCCUCCGGAGCUGGCGCCCUCCCUUCCCGCUCACUGCUUCUUAUUCGCCAGAAUCGCCAUGCAGUCGGUGAUGCCCUUGAUCUCGUUCUCCGAGAACCAGCUGCCGCCCCCGCCAUUCGUCAGGGCGUACCCGAAUCCGCCCUUGGGCACCUCGACGCCGUCGGCACCCUCGCCAAACAGAUACAGCGGGUCGACAGUGCCGAUGGUAAAGGAAAGGUAGUCACCUGCAUCCUCGCCGGUCGGUCUCCAGUAAAUCCACGAGCCGCAUUUGGAGCAGAUGACACGCUCGCCCCUGGAGCUGGAGCGGUAAAUCUUGAGGUUGUCAGUCGAGGAGGUGAACUUGAAGUGGACGCUAGCCGGAACGAUUGCGUGGCAACUGAAGAAGAGGCCACCGCCCUGCCUGCGGCAUUGGGUGCACUGGCAGUGGCUGGACUGCACAUAGGGUGCCAAGGGAAUGAGGAAGCCAUGAUGGCGAUGGCGGUGGACUUGUUUGAGUUGUGGUGUUUGGAGCGCUUGGAAAGAACUCUGAUGAAGAACUCUACGGAAUUGAGUCGGGUAUCGGAAGCAGCAAGAGGCAGGUAA
Molecule: messenger RNA, 1509 nt
Organism: Chaetomium globosum CBS 148.51
Lineage: Eukaryota; Fungi; Ascomycota; Sordariomycetes; Sordariales; Chaetomiaceae
Exons: 6
Coding region: 1-1509 (502 amino acids)
Source: RefSeq, a predicted model, not a curated record